Messenger RNA from Pectinophora gossypiella (pink bollworm), 2615 nucleotides. Its product is annotated as ecdysone oxidase-like. The coding region runs from base 96 to 1979 and encodes 627 amino acids. Gene Ontology annotation, molecular function: flavin adenine dinucleotide binding; ecdysone oxidase activity. The record is from RefSeq and is a predicted model, not a curated record. The transcript has 4 exons. NCBI's taxonomy places the organism in Eukaryota, Metazoa, Arthropoda, Insecta, Lepidoptera, Gelechiidae.
AUUUUAUAGCUGACAAUACAACUUCCACGCAAGUAGCUAUAUUGCGAUAAAAUAAAAAGUUUUUCCUUGUAUGAUAAUAACAAGACACAUCUGAUAUGUCCGCAAUUGACAAUGUCAACAUCGGCGCAUGUCCUUCACCUACAACAGGGUCAGCUCCUGCUAUAUUUGCGUCAGCUUUUACUUACUUUGCAGCUUCGCAAUGUCUCAUUACAGAAGACUGGCCACCAGAUUCACCCAUUGGAAGUCAGGAAGAAUUUGACUUCAUCAUAGUAGGAGCAGGAUCAGCUGGUAGUGUCGUAGCAAACCGACUCAGUGAAGUAAAAAGUUGGAAUGUGCUACUAAUUGAGGCUGGGGAUGAUCCACCCGCUGAAAGCAUAAUUCCAGCUUUAAGUGGACAGCUAUACGGUAGCCAGUAUGACUGGAAUUAUAGAACAGAAAAUAACGGCAGGACCAGUCAAGCUGUUACAAAUGGAUCUGUUUGGUGGAAUCGAGGUAAAAUGCUCGGAGGCAGCAGCAGUAUAAAUGCUCUCAUAUAUUUCAGAGGAAAUGAACACGAUUACCAAGAAUGGUUUGACGAAGGCAAUUUUGAGUGGCAUCCUGAUAUUGUACUGCAAUAUUUUAGAAAAGCUGAAAGCCUCCAGGACUACAAAUUACUUCAAAGUUUCGGACUUAAUCAUUUUUAUGGUGAAAAUGGACCUCUUGUAGUGAACUCAUUCAACAGCACUAAAAAAGCAAUUCUUAAUGACGUAUUGGGUGCGUGGGAUGAAAUUGGAAUUAGAAACGUACCUGAUUUGAACGCGGCAAAUGUCAUGGGAUCUAGCUAUUUCAGAGGCACUGCAUCUGAUGGAAAGAGAAACAGUGCUGCUAAAGCAUACCUGAACCCAAUACAAGACAGGAAGAAUUUGAAGAUCGUAAAGAAUAGUUUAGUUACAAAAGUAUUGAUUAACACAGAAACUAAAGUGGCGAAUGGUGUUGUAAUAGAGCGUGAUGGUAAAACACAAAGAAUAUUAGCUAACAAAGAGGUAAUUAUAAGUGCUGGUGCUAUAAAUACUCCUCAAUUGCUGAUGCUUUCUGGAAUAGGUCCGAAAGAUCAUUUGGAUAGCUUGGGUAUUAAAAACAAUGUCGAUUCACCCGCUGUAGGUAAGAACUUACAGGACCAUUUAGUCGUUCCAGUAACCAUAUACGGAGAUGAAGAUCGAUUUCCUGAUACGGCAGAUAUACAGUUUGAUGCAAUAAGGUAUCUUUAUGAUCGGAAAGGAUACUUAGGUCAAACUAGCAUUGAUAGCGUAUCUGCAUUUUACUCCAUAGAUCACACUUACACUUACCCACAAUUUCAGAAUCAUCUCGGAAUAUCUCCUCAAAAUGGUACUAUGGGGCCUUACCUUUUUGAAAAUGUAUAUAAAUACAAACCGUCAGUUGUUCAAUCAGUUAGCGAAUUAAAUGCAAAUCACGGUCUAUUUAUUUUUUUGUUCAAUUUACUACAUCCAUUUUCAAAAGGUCAAAUAACUCUGCGAAGUAAAGAUCCUAAGGAUUACCCACUUAUUUAUGCGAACUACUUUGGUGAUCCACGAGACCUGGAGUUUUCCGUGAAAGGUAUAAAAAAACUUACAAACAUCGUGCAUACGGAUUAUUUCAAAUCUAUUGGGGCAUUUGUAGGUCGAAUUAAAUGGCCUGAGUGCGAUCACUUUGAGCUUGAUAGCGAAGAAUAUUGGAAAUGUAUUUGUAUUAAUUUUGUUGUGACGAUUUACCAUCCUGUUGGUACCGCUAAAAUGGGUAUAGAUCCUCAUACAUCAGUGGUAGACAGUCGUUUAAGAGUGCAUGGCGUGCAUGGCCUUCGUGUAGUAGAUGCCAGUGUCAUGCCGUCACUAACCAGUGGCAACACUAAUGGACCAGUAAUCAUGAUCGGAGAAAGAGCAUCAGAUCUGAUCAAAGAAGAUUACGGGAAAAUAUUUUCGUCCAACUAUAUAAAUAUGAAAUGAUAAAAUUUUUGACGCUGGUCGUUAAUGUUAUAGGUAUGUAACAGAAGGCGGUGUUUAUAACAAAAUUUGUUCAUGUUACAUUUAGACAAGAAAGGUUAUACUAAUCACAAACGCAAUCCGUUAACAACUGUUUUGUUGAUUUGUCAAACAACAAAAGUAGGAGAUUAUGUACCUUAUAACUAUAAGUAAUGUAAUUAUAUAUUUAUUUCCUUUGUGAUUAAUAUGCGUAUGCAGACGCUAUGUACGUUUUAAUGAACUUCGUGCAAUAUAAUUUAUUUAGAAUCCAUGUUGUAACGUAAUACUAUUUUCACAGAAAUUUUCAUUUUAUUCUUUUAAGAAAUCGUAUAUAAUAAAAAGAAAAAUAAACAAAGAAUUAUAAAAUUUAAAACUCAACUGCUUAGUUAAAUUAAACAAAAUAAGUGUAUAUUGACCUCAAAAACUGCCAAAAAUUGGUAAAAGCCCCUGACUUCUCUAGUCGAUGUCAUAAUAUAACCAUUAUAAUAUUACCAUUAUAAUAUCUACACCGCAGUGGAGCAGCGUGGUGGAGUAUGCUCCAUACCAUUCCGAUUGAUUGAGGGGAGCCUUGUGCCCGGCAGUGGGACGUAUAUAGGCUAUUUAUGUUAUGUUGUUAUAAUA